UUCCAGAAAGUGCGAGGGCGGUUGCGCAGGGAAGUGGGGAGGUGGAUGAUUGGAUGCUGUCGCUUUUACAUAACCUAACAUUUGGCUGUGAUUUCUUUGAAAUCGCUUUUGUUAUAUGCCCGCAUCAUUAAAACAUUCCGCAUAGCUGUGUAGAUCGAAUACGUCGUGUUGCUGUAGUCGGGGAGUUAAAAUAGGAAAGAGGGUUUAACGGGAAGCGCGGCGGCCGAAACACUCAUCUGCAUCAUAACCGGACAGUGGGCUGCGGUGCUGCUGCUAUUACAGCCUGUGUGCAAGAUUAUAAGGGUGUCUUGCCCUACUGCAAACCAGCAGGUGACUGACCACUUGCAGACGGGAUUUGCAAACACUAGCCAGAAUGAGUGUUGAAGAGAAUUCUGCUGCUAAACCUGCGCCUGUGAUGGACGUGCAGGGAGAUGGACGCUGGAUGUCACAGCAUAACCGGUUUGUGCAGGAGUGUAAGGAUGCAGAGCCUGAUGUUCUGUUUGUUGGGGACUCAAUGGUUCAGCUUAUGCAGCAGUACGAGGUGUGGAGGGAACUGUUCUCACCUCUUCAUGCUUUGAACUUUGGGAUCGGUGGGGACACAACCAGUAAUGUGCUGUGGAGACUUCAGAAUGGAGAACUGGAAAACAUCAGACCCAGGGUGGUUGUUUUGUGGGUAGGAACCAAUAAUCACGAGCACACAGCAGAACAGGUUGCAGAAGGAAUAUUGGCUAUUGUCCAGCUACUUCUGUCUCGCCUCCCUAAGUCCAAAAUUAUUGUUUUGGGUCUGUUACCAAGGGGGGAGUUUCCUAACCCCUUAAGAGAAAAAAAUGCAGCAGUGAAUAAUUUACUUCGUGCAACCCUUCCUCAACUCGGCCCUGUUCAGCUCCUUGAUGUGGGAGGUAGUUUUGUUCACUCCGAUGGAACGGUUUCCUCUCGGGACAUGUUCGACUUUCUACAUCUGACCGCCUGUGCGUACAGGACCAUAGCAUCUUCUCUCCAUGACCUGCUUCUUCAGCUUUUGGAGGAAACGCCUCAAGAGAGGCGAGGCUCGCUGGUCUAAAAAGUGGGCACGGAAUUGGUCAAUCACUGUAGAGGUGGGGUUUACAAUUGUUGGAUAUUCAGCAAAAGAUUAAAAUACUUUUGAGUAGGAUCAAGUACAGUGAAAACAACAGAGAUUGAAUUACAGCAAAACAAAUAGGGCAGAGUUCACUUUUAUAUGACUUAUAGUGAAUGUCUAUAUGUAUCUAAAAUACAACAUUAGGAGAAAAAUAGAUAAGAAAUGUAUGUGUCUACAAGAUAAUGGCUUUUGUAGGUGUGUUGCUGUGCGGAGGGACCGGAAUCUUUAAUGUCUCACUGUCACCGUCUGAACAACCUUCGGUAGUAGCACUUACUCUGCAGCUUCUCUGUGCCUUCAUACACACAGUCAGUCACCCUCACUGUGAUGUUAUGCUGACAAUAACCUAUUCAUACAAGAAGAAUCAUGCCUUUGAAAUCCUUGCUUCCAGUUUUAGUUCAAGUAUAUGCUGACAUGGAGACAUCUAGUACCUUCUCCUUCACUUAUUUAUAUUCUAGUCUUUUUUCUUUGCAGUUUUUCAAUCUAAAGAAAAUAUAAAAUAUAGAGCCAGACAAGAGAGAUCUAACUGUGUCUGUGUGAGAAUGCGUGCGUGUGUGUGUGUGCGUGUGCGUGUGUGUGUGUGUGUGUGUGCGUGUGCGUGUGCGUGUGCGUGUGCGUGUGUGUGUGUGUGUGCUUGUGUGCUUGUGUGUGUGUGUGUGUGCUUGUGUGUGUGCGUGCGUGUUUGACUGCAAAUCUCCUCUUAAGCAUCUUAUGCACACAUGCAGUUUGAAGUUUUCAGUGUUAAUAUUUAUCUCACUUGCUCUGCAUCCAUGUUAUUGUAUAGGUGUCCACGCGCUCUUAAAAGUAUUAUGCGGAGAGUUGAUGUGUGUAUGUUUACACAUAUGAUUCUAUGGGAAAGCACUGAUAAAUUAAAUUCUGAGUGAGUGACUUUGUAAAUAUAUACAUAUAUACAUAUAUAUAUAUAAAUUGUUAGUAUUAAUGUACUCUGUGCAAGUGCUUAUGUACAGUAGCUUUAUGUUAAUGUUUUUGUGUGUAAGAGAGCAACCAUGUAAAAACAUUUGUAUUGCCAGCAAAGCGUACACCAUUACUAUGGCAUAACUCCCACAUGCUUCAGAUCCAAGCAUUCCAAUAAAACAUCAGGGAUCCUACC
Messenger RNA from Paramisgurnus dabryanus, 2225 nucleotides. It is a transcript of the gene pafah1b2, whose product is annotated as platelet-activating factor acetylhydrolase 1b, catalytic subunit 2. Lineage: Eukaryota; Metazoa; Chordata; Actinopteri; Cypriniformes; Cobitidae. Gene Ontology annotation, molecular function: platelet-activating factor acetyltransferase activity. Gene Ontology annotation, cellular component: cytoplasm. The record is from RefSeq and is a predicted model, not a curated record.